GGGAACCAAACACCAGAUAGACGACGGAUCACUUCUUCGAUAGCCGGCGACGAACUAUCCGAUCCUACGACAACCAUGCCUCGUGAACGUUCCUUCAUCAUGAUUAAGCCCGACGGAGUCCAGCGAGGACUUGUCGGCGAAAUCAUCGCCAGAUUCGAGAAGCGUGGUUUCAAGCUGGUCGCCAUGAAGUUCGUCCACGCUUCGAAGGAGCACCUCUCCAAGCAUUACGCCGACUUGGCUGGACGUCCUUUCUUCAACGGACUCGUGGACUACAUGUCUUCCGGACCUGUCGUUCCCAUGGUCUGGGAAGGUACCGACGUUGUCAACACCGGCCGAACCAUCAUCGGCGCGACGAACCCCCUACAGUCGGCCCCCGGAACCAUUCGUGCUGACUACUGCAUUCAGGUUGGUCGAAACGUCAUCCACGGCUCUGAUGCGGUCGCCUCGGCCGAAAAGGAAAUCAACCUGUGGUUCAAGCCUGAGGAAAUCGCUGACUACAAGAGCUGCGCCGAGAGCUGGAUCUACGAGGACUAGAAGCUUUAGGACUUUGUCAAACAACGAAUAAAGUAACUUAUCAUUUGGACCACGAAGCCUCACUGAAGGCAA
Molecule: messenger RNA, 606 nt
Organism: Galendromus occidentalis (western predatory mite)
Lineage: Eukaryota; Metazoa; Arthropoda; Arachnida; Mesostigmata; Phytoseiidae
Gene: awd
Product: nucleoside diphosphate kinase
Exons: 3
Coding region: 76-534 (152 amino acids)
Biological process (GO): GTP biosynthetic process; CTP biosynthetic process; UTP biosynthetic process
Molecular function (GO): nucleoside diphosphate kinase activity
Source: RefSeq, a predicted model, not a curated record